UUCCUUCUGAAUCCAUCCCUUACUUUCUAUAGGUCUGUGAUCCCCUUUGCUUGUUCCUGGGCCUGUCCUUGAGACCCUUCAUAGCUCCAGUUCUUGGCAUUUCCGUUUUCAACAUGAGCCACGAAGAGAGAAGAGGUCUCUCUCUGGUGGACCUGUGAGAGCUGCUCAGCAGUGGAACUCUCUCUCUCUCUCUCUCUGCCCCAGAGUGUGAUGGAGGCAUCUAACCCUAACCCUAAUCUUUUGUUUCUUUCUUGACCAGGGAAAUGAAGACCCUAUGAAGUCACCACUGGGAUGAUAUGAAAAUAUCAGUAUUUAGUGGAUAUAUUUAGGAGUUUGGAAACCAAAGUGCAAUAACGAAAGGAAUCCCAUCGGAAGAAGAAACCCUCUCUAGGUGCUGAUCUUGUGGAACUCACUUUGGAUCAGAAAGAAAAAGGGAAGUGUCCAUAUUGCAAUGAGUUAUAUAUAUAACUCUUAACAUGGAGAAGAAACUCUAUAGAUGUCAUGAGUGUGGAAAGAGCUUCACUCAGAGUCGAAAUCUACAUUCACAUCAAAGAACUCAUACUGGGGAGAAACCCUAUACAUGCCUUGAAUGUGGACAGACCUUUGCUCAGAUUGGAAAUCUACAUUCACAUCAAAGAACUCAUACUGGGGAGAAACCCUAUACAUGCCUGGAGUGUGGACAGAGUUUCACUCGGAGUGGAGGACUACGCAGACAUCAAAGGACACACACUGGAGAGAAACCCUAUAAAUGCCUGGAGUGUGGACAGAUCUUCACUCGUAGUUCAAAUCUACGUUCACAUCAAAGAACUCAUUCUGGGGAGAAACCCUAUACAUGCCUGGAGUGUGGACAGAGCUUCACUGUGAGUGGAGGACUACGCAGACAUCAAAGGACUCACACUGGGGAGAAACCCUAUAAAUGCCUGGAAUGUGGACAGUCCUUUGCUCAGAUUGGAAAUCUACGUUCACAUCAAAGAACUCACACUGGGGAGAAACCCUAUACAUGCCUGGAAUGUGGACAGAGCUUCACUGGGAGUGGAGAACUACGCAAACAUCAAAGGACUCACACUGGGGAGAAACCCUGUAAAUGCCUGGAAUGUGGACAGAGUUUCACUCAGAAUUCACAUCUAUAUAGACAUCAAAGGACUCACACUGGGGAGAAGUCCUAUAAAUGCCUGGAAUGUGGACAGGCCUUUGCUCAAAUGGGAAAUCUACGUUCACAUCAAAGAACUCAUACUGGGGAGAAACCAUACAAAUGCCUGGAAUGUGGACAGAGCUUCACUGGGAGUGGAGAACUACGCAAACAUCAAAGGACUCACACUGGAGAGAAACCCUAUAAAUGCUUGCAAUGUGGACAGAGCUUCAGUCGGAAUUCAAAUUUACGUUCACAUCAAAGAACUCACACUGGGGAGAAACCCUAUAUAUGUCUGGAGUGUGGACAGACCUUUGCUCGGAUUGGAACUCUACAUUCGCAUCAAAGAACUCACACUGGGGAGAAAUCCUAUCAAUGCCUCGAGUGUGGACAGACCUUUGCUCAGAUUGGAAAUCUACGUUCACAUCAAAGGACUCACACUGGGGAGAAACCGUAUAAAUGCCUAGAAUGUGGACAGGACUUCACUGAGAGUGGAGGGCUACGCAGACAUCAAAGGACUCACACUGGGGAGAAACCCUAUAAAUGCCUGGAGUGUGGACAGACCUUUGCUCAAAUUGGAAAUCUACGGUCACAUCAAAGGACUCACACUGGGGAGAAACCGUAUAAAUGCCUGGAGUGUGGACAGGGCUUCACUGAGAGUGGAGGGCUACGCAGGCAUCAAAAGACUCACACUGGAGAGAAACCCUAUAAAUGCCUGGAAUGUGGACAGAACUUCCGUCAGAAUUCAAAUCUACGUUCACAUCAAAGAACUCACGCUGGGGAGAAACCGUAUAAAUGUCUGGAGUGUGGACAGGGCUUCACUGAGAGUGGAGGGCUACGCAGACAUCAAAGGACUCACACUGGGGAGAAACCGUAUAAAUGUCUGGAAUGUGGACAGGGCUUCACUGAGAGUGGAGGGCUACGCAGACAUCAAAGGACUCACACUGGGGAGAAACCUUAGAAAUGCCAGGAGUGUGGACAGACCUUCGCUCUGACUGAAACUCUGCGUAGACAUCAAAGAACUCACACUGGGGAGAAAUCCUUUAAAUACCUGGAGUGUGGACAGAGCUUUGCUCGUAGUGGAAGUCUACGUUCACAUGAAAGGACUCACACUGGAGUGAAACACUAUUCAUGCCCUUAGUGUGGACAGAACUUCACUCAGAAAUCCAAUCUAUACACACACCAAAGGACGCAAAUUGAAAGAAACCUUAUAAAUGCCUGGAGUGUAGAAAGACUUUAAGUUCUAGUGCAAAUCUAUGUUCACAUCACAGGCGGGACUCACACUUAUACAAAUGAAUGAGCAAUUUUAUUGAUUAGCCAGUUGACCUUAUCAAAAACAGACAGUGCAAACACAACAAACAACAUACAUCUAGUCCUCUUAAAAUAAAAUACAAAUAUACUGAUGCUCGUCAGCUUGAAACCAUUGUAGCUUAGCCCUAGAUACAUGCAUCAACUAUCCUCGUCUCCCGUACACUGCACCCCAAUCUGAUCUAUGUACUCCGAUCUCCUUUUAGCAGCUUUAAACAAAUAACAGACAACUUUUGUUGUCAGAAUGGGGUUGUAACCAGCCAACAAAAAUGAGGUUUUGGCUGCUGUGUCCCAGCCUGUUUCUUAAUGACUUAGAUGAAGGGCUAGAAGGCAGGAUCGUCAAGUUUGCAGACGGGACCAAAUUGGGAGGGAUAGCCAAUAGUCCAGAGGACAGGAGCAGAAUUCAAAACGAUCUUGACAGAUUAGAGAGAUGGGCCAAAACUA
Molecule: messenger RNA, 2881 nt
Organism: Anolis sagrei ordinatus
Lineage: Eukaryota; Metazoa; Chordata; Lepidosauria; Squamata; Anolidae
Source: RefSeq, a predicted model, not a curated record